UUUCACUCUUAGCGACCGCAGCAGCAGCAACAGCAGCGAGCGCGGAAUGGUCCCCGCCUCUCCGGGGAGUUUCCUCCAAGGCGAAGUUUGACUUUAUGUGUAGCACCUGUUGUGUCGCCAGUGAGCCGUCUGCACUCGCCAAACACUCCGAGCCACCGUGGCGGACACCUAAAGCAAGACAUUCUUCAGAAAGUUGUUUGACGGACACCGGUACAAGCUGCAUUUUACCUAGUCAGUCGCUGUUUACAUCAUUUGGAAAAUUAUAAGGGAACUGUUCCAACAACUAUGUGUUGCGUACGCGUUACGCUAAUGGACUGUGUUUGCAGGGGACAGUCGAACUUUCUGCCUAUUUACAUGUGUUUCGGGUUUUAACAGAUCUAAGUUUUUAGACCGCAGCCGUGCACACUUUUAGCAGUUUCUUCACUUUUUGUUGUUUUUCUAGAAUAUCGGGGGCAUUUAACGAACAGGUGCGCCUUCAGUUACACCAAUAAACGUCCGGCAGCGUUCAACUUUGAGAAGAUGCAUCUCGGGUAACUUUCCACCAAUAACUUUUUGCUGUCAGAAAGCAAGAAACAACCGGUCGAUCGGGAUUAUGUGGACUUUACCUUGCGCGUACUUCUUACAGAUGUGUCCAAAGUUGGAUACCCGUCUCACAAGCAAUAUACCUGCAUGGUGAUUGAAACAGCACAUACUAAGUGCCUAUAAGCACCGAAAGACACCAUUUAUCCAAAUGAUUCCAUUGCUCCUCUUGAUUCUUAUAUCGUCUCUUCAUCAGCAUGAGUCGGUGGCGGAAUCGAGUCACAUCAGUAAGAUUCACCACCCCGCUUCGAAAGAGCAAAAUGGUGUUCAAGAGUCUCAACAUGAGAAGGUUCUCACAGUCUCUGGGGAUGGAGUUAUUCACAGUCCUGACUUCCCCAACACAUAUCCUCGCAAUACAGUUAUAGUGUGGAGGCUGGUGGCAGUCACAGAGGGUUCCAGGAUUCAGCUGACCUUUGAUCAGCGCUUUGGCCUGGAGGACCCAGAAGAUGGCAUUUGCAAGUAUGAUUAUGUGGAAGUGGAGGAGCCUGUCGGAGGAAUGGUGCUGGGUCGGUGGUGUGGUUCACAAAUGGUCCCAGGGCCCCAGAUAUCCAAAGGUAACCAGAUCCUGAUCCGCUUCGUCUCUGAUGAAUACUUUCCAUCAGACCCAGGGUUCUGCAUCCGUUAUUCUUUGCUUCAACAGAGGCAGCAGGAGCCCGAGACCCCUGCGGUGGUGCCGUCAUGGAUGCAGAGUGUGGAUGCUUUAAAUGAGGCUGUAGCUGCUUUCAGCACAAUGGAGCAAGUGAUGAAAUACCUGGAGCCAGACCGUUGGCAGGUGGACACGGAGGACCUUUACAAGCCGACCUGGCAGGUGGUGGGCAAGUCCUUCUUCCACCAGAAGAAAUCCAGAGGAGUGGUUGAUCUGAACCUGCUUCGAGAGGAGGUACAGAUGUACAGUUGCACUCCACGGAAUUUUUCCGUCUCACUGCGUGAGGAACUGAAAAGGACAGACGCAAUCUUCUGGCCGAGCUGCCUGCUGGUAAAGCGCUGUGGGGGAAACUGUGCCUGCUGCUCUCAUCACUGUUAUGAUUGCCAGUGCUCGCCCACCAAGGUGGCCAAGAAAUACCACGAGGUCUUGAUGAUGAAACACCGAGCAGGGGGUCGUGGGCUGCAGAAAUCUCUGACAGAUGUCCCACUGGAACACCAUGAGGAGUGUAGCUGUGUGUGUAAAAAUGACUCCGACUAAACCAGUCCAAAGAAAAAACACUGCCCCCCACAGACUGCGCUUCAGCCAGGGAAAUAUUUCUUGCUUGGUGAUGACUGAGCUGAAAACUUUUUUUUACUCUGAUGUUGCAAACUAAUGAAACCCAGGUUUGGAUAUCUUAUUAUCUUGACUCGUCUAAGCCUAUGGUUCCAUUCUCUUUGGCCGCCAAAUCCAUAAAGAAUUAACCCAUGAAGAAGUUUCCAUUGGCCACAAGGAAUGUUUGGAGGAUAAUUGGACACAGUCUACUUCUGUGUCUGGAGGUUUGCGUAUGAUGUGCGUAUGUACUGUAGGGGUUCUUUGUGUGUGUUCACGAGCACGUGCACAGAGUUAUGCAGGUUCAGGAAAUGAGAAUGCGUAAAAGAUGUGCUUAAAAUUAGAUCUUGGAUUCCAGGAUAACAAGAUGGCCUGAAGUGAGCUGAGUGCAUUUUGGUGAAGAUGAGUAAGUAAAUAAAAUAUAUAGAGAGAGAGAGAUAAUGAAUGACAGAACAAGCUAAGAAAAAAUCUAUGAAUUAUUGUCACUCCGAAGAGACUCCUGUGUUUCUUAAUGAUAGAUGUUACUUAGGAAACAAGCAGGUUUGGCAACUGACUUUCUGUCCCACAAUUUUGGGGUCGUAACUUUUUAACAACUUAUAAUAUUAGAGGACCAUAGCUGCAAGACACAAGGACAAUUGGGGUGGUAUGGACACUGUCUUUUGAAUAACCCGAAGACAUGAAUUACUCUGUGGGAAUAAACCAGCGCUCCAUUUUCUUCGCAUCGCUGCAUUGAAAUACCCAUUUAUAAUUCAUCAAGAAUGUUUCAAGAAAAGGAUUUUGCUACUGUUUAAAAGAGGAGCUGAGUGAACGGCUGAACUGGAAAAUCUUUUGCUCAUUGGCCAUGCAUUUACUGUUUAAAAUGAACAAUAGACUAAAAACGCAAAGGUGACUUUUUGUAAAUACAUUUAAAGUUCUGUUUUGUGGACUUUCCUUCAUUUUUACAUUUGUUUGUAUCAACAUUUUGGACAUGUAUAAUCUUUUUCCACUUUCAUAACUACGGUGGUAUUUUGUGCAGUAUUAGUCACUGUUGUAGACAUUUAUCUUUUUUCUUUUUAUUCCACUGGUUUUACAAAUGCAUCAUUUUGGAUUAGAUGUUUAUGUAAAUAGAUUAUUUUAGAAGUUAAAGGGACGGAGAACUGCCAGUACCCUGUUGCUCUUACCAUUAAACGAUUAUCAAAAUUGUUGUGGUUUUUCCAAGUGGCACUUAAAGCAUUAGUUUGCUUGAGUAAUCUGCAGUUGUCAAAGAAUCACUUAAUACUGCCAGAGGGAACCCUAACCAUGAAUUAUGAACUACAACCUGACAUCUGCCUUUAAGAUUGCAAUUAGAUAAAAAAAAGUAUCCCAGCAUUAAAAAAAUAAGACUGCUGCAUUAUUACAUUCACAAACGUACGUUAACCUUUUAUAACCUCUUCAUCAUUUUAUAAGUUUAUAGAGCGGAUUCAUCUCUUUUGUAUUAGUUUACUGGUUAGUAAAAUGAUGUAUUAUAUUGUUGCUCUCAGGUUAAAGUAGUACCCCUGUUUUGUUUCUGUGCAAACUUGUAGUGUUCCUUGGACAAAAACAUGCAUAAUACAUUUUCUUUUUAUUUGUUCCUGUGAAUAAAUUAAUCCUUAAGACUUUCA
Triplophysa dalaica is the source of this 3432-nucleotide messenger RNA. RefSeq names its product platelet derived growth factor c (gene pdgfc). Lineage: Eukaryota; Metazoa; Chordata; Actinopteri; Cypriniformes; Nemacheilidae. Gene Ontology annotation, biological process: positive regulation of protein autophosphorylation; positive regulation of MAP kinase activity; positive regulation of ERK1 and ERK2 cascade. The record is from RefSeq and is a predicted model, not a curated record. Gene Ontology annotation, molecular function: growth factor activity; platelet-derived growth factor receptor binding. Gene Ontology annotation, cellular component: membrane. The transcript has 6 exons. The coding region runs from base 731 to 1762 and encodes 343 amino acids.